AUAUUAUAAUGGCAGAAACAUGUUUUUACCUUGGUGACUCCAGAAAACAACGCUGAAUAUGUUUCAGCAUCAAAAUGAUGACGUGUACGUACGGGUCCUUCUGACUUCCGGGUCUGGAUAAAUAGACUGCAAAGGAGCCGCCUCACCUAAAAGAUGUCCAAAGUAACGUUUAAAAUCACGCUGACGUCGGACCCCCGGCUGCCAUACAAAGUAUUAAGUGUCCCCGAAAGCACACCUUUCACAGCGGUUUUAAAGUUUGCAGCUGAAGAGUUCAAAGUGCCAUCAGCAACCAGUGCCAUUAUAACAAAUGAUGGAAUAGGAAUCAACCCUGCCCAGACUGCAGAGGUUCAACUUUCUCUUUAUUCAAGUCAUCAACCUCAUCAAACAGUAGUUACAGAUGACUGGGUUUUCUGCAUAAUACAGCGUGAGAUAAUGCCUGCUUCAACCUGAGGCAAAGUGGAGUCUGUUCUGAUAGGAACAAAAAAAUAGAGGUAUGUUGUGUUGGACUUUCACAACAGCUUUUUUUUAUCUACACUACUCUGCUUUGUGUGCGGCCAAAAAUAGCCUCUGUUCAGACACCUUUGUCACAUUGACUUUUUUCUCCCACUGCAGCCGCUUUUCUUCACGUUCACACAACUGAGUACACAGCUGAAAUUGAUCGAAUGUAAUUUUAGUCUUGGGUUUCUCACACACUUCUCUCAUAUCAGCCUGGCAUAGCGGCAUUAGGCUGCUUCUCUGAGGCGUAACAAAAGGUCUCAGAGCAAUAGGCCUGGACCAAGUGGGUACUCUGACCAGGCUAAAUCUCUGCAUUUCCACUGUUUCAACGAGGCUGUUAAUAAAUUAAAUUGUGCCAAUUGUAGUUUUAAUAUUGUAAAAUAAAAAACAAUGAAAACAACAGAAAUCAAUGUUGCAAUUUGUGGUGUACAGUGCUUGGUGAAAUCAUUCAAACUUGUUCAUAUUUCAGCAAUUUACAAUAAACUUUAAUGCAUUUUAAUUGGAUUUUAUGUGAAGACCAACAGAGUGUAGUUCAAGAUAGGAAAGUAAAGGGAAAUUUAUGCACAGGGAUUUUUUUAAAAUGUACACUAAUCUAAUUUUGAAGUGAGGCAUUUAUAUUUACCCAGCUUCCAUCUUUAAUGUGAUAUCUCUUGAUAAUACCCAGUUCAAACAAAUGCCUUCAGAACUUCCUAAGUAAAUAGACUCCAUGUGUGUAAUUUAGUUUCAGUAUAAAUCCAGCUGUUCUGUGAAGGCAUCAGUGUUUGUUCACUAAUGUUCUUUUAAAAGAACAGCAUGUUCUUUUAAGAGAACAUUUUUGCUUCUUGCUCACUGAUGUUCUUUUAGAAGAACGAGAUGUCCUUUUUGAAUGCACAUUAGUGAACAAACAGCACUGUAGAGGCUAAGGAACACAUCAGAGAGGUUGGGAUAAUGUUGUGGAAAAGUUUAGGCAGGAGGCUCAUGAUGACAGCUGCAGGGAUCCACAAGGCAGGUGGGAAACUGUCGAUCUGACCUUUAUAAAAGACAGAGAAGAAGAAAGCUCCCUACAUGUGGAGAAUCCAGCAAACAUGUGGCAGAAGGGGCUCUGGUCAGAUGAGACCAACAUUUGAAUUACCAUGUUUAGCCUAGCAUCUCUGCAAUGACUCAGAUGUCUUACGUCUAACACUCGGUUUAUUUGUUUAGUGGUGCUUUUCUCCUAGAUGAGGUACUCAAAUGAGCUAAUGUAGCCACCAACUAAACUUUUCUUAACAUGGAAAUUAUUCCUGAGCUACUCCUUCUGUGUUUUGUAUGUGUGGUCUGUUUUAAAGCCCCAGUUGUUGCUGCCAGAUGCCUGCUCAUUCUGAGUCAGGUUCAGCUGCAAGAUUCUUCCAGUUGGAAGGACGUUCUCCUCAUUCCUGUUGCCACAUAUAUGUCCUGUAUUAGGAACAGCUGCAGAGUUAAAUACCCAGUGUUCAUACAGAUUUUGUUGAAAAUAAUUCUCUUCACCUAUUUGAGUAGCAAACUGAACUCUAUGGAUUGUCUCAUAACAAGGAUCCAGUUGGAUUUUUUAUAGCUGACUUUCAAUCUGUUUUUGUGAUUGGAUUAAAUUGGGUGCUUACUUAUGUGUGAAUUCAAUUUCAUGUCUUUUAACAUAACAUUUGUUGUAAGUCAAUGUUUCACUUCAUCUGAAAUGAAGUGAAACCUUGUGGUGACAGCAUUAUGCAGGGGGCUGCUUUUUUUGUCAGCAAGGCCAAAGAAGUUGUGGUAAUUCUGAAAAAAAAACAAAAAAGCCUGAGAGUUGACUGGAGGUUUACCUUCAAGUAGGAUAGCAACUAAACAGACGUGGAGUUGUAAUAGAAUAGUUUAGGCUGAAGCAUAUCUAUGUGUCGAAAUGAUCCAUUGAUCAUCCAGACCUAAGUUAAGUUGUGAAUUUCUUUCAAAAGGUCUUCCCCUCCAAUAAAGUCUGACUGAGCGUGAGCUAUUUUGCAUAGAUUAAUGAGCUAAAAUCUUGUUCUUUAACUGUGCAUACCCCAAAAGAUUAACAGUGAAUGUUGUCUCCUAAAAACCACUGACUGAAUGGAGAAUAAAUGCUUGUGUACAUCAUUCAAUUUUAUUCAAAAAAUGUUUCCACUUCACAAAAAUGAGCUCUAUUUUAUCACAUAAAACUGAAUUAUGAAUACUUUUUACAGGCUCUGUGUGUUAUUAUGUUGAAACUUUUGAAUCCAACUAAAAUGUCUAAACCCAACUUGUAUAUAUCUUUGUAUACAAACCCAUAAUUCUCAAGUAGUUUGGUUUUUGUGCUUAAUAUUUCGGUAUUAAAUCGUAUCCCAAGAGAGAGAGAGUUUAAAAAAAUGCUUGCUGCUGGUGAGUGGGUUUGUUUCUGUUAGCUUCAGUGAAUGUAAAAAGACCUUUUUCAUCCCCAACAUGAACUGUGAU
Molecule: messenger RNA, 2907 nt
Organism: Gambusia affinis (western mosquitofish)
Lineage: Eukaryota; Metazoa; Chordata; Actinopteri; Cyprinodontiformes; Poeciliidae
Gene: ufm1
Product: ubiquitin-fold modifier 1
Exons: 6
Coding region: 154-450 (98 amino acids)
Biological process (GO): protein K69-linked ufmylation
Cellular component (GO): cytoplasm; nucleus
Source: RefSeq, a predicted model, not a curated record